AGGGGGCGGAGCGAUAACCGGAAAGGGGUGUGGUUAGGGAGGCUGAUUCCGUGGUUUGUGUCGCAGAUUAGUGCCGUCGGCUGUUUCUUUUCUCUUCCCGUAGCUGCGGAUGUAGUCUGGGGAGUUAGCGCGGAAGGAGAUGUGGAGUGUAUGGUGAGAUAGGUGAGCGAGACGAGGCAAGGAGACAUGGAGAAGGCGUUCAGCAAGAUAGACGAGGAGAACCGCUGGAGUCCGCUCUAUGCUGAAAUAAAGUGUAAAUCGCCUGUUUCAUCCAAUAAAAUAGCAAAGAAUCCUGAAAACAAAAAUCGGAACAGAUACAGAGAUGUUAGUCCAUAUGACCAUAGCCGUGUUAAGCUUCAGAAUGUGGAAAAUGAUUAUAUCAACGCCAGUUUUGUUGUUGUUGAGGAAGCUGAAAGAAAUUACAUUCUAACCCAGGGCCCGCUUCCCAAUACCUGCUGUCAUUUCUGGUUAAUGGUCUGGCAACAAAAGAGUAAAGCAAUCGUAAUGCUGAACCGAGUCAUUGAAAAGGAUGCGGUAAAGUGUGCACAGUACUGGCCUGCUCCGGAGGAAGAGGUUUUACUCUUCAAGGAAACGGGCCUUUGUGUCAAGUUAUUGUCGGAAGACAUCAAAUCCUACUACACUGUUCGAGUGCUACAGUUACAGAAUAUUAACACUUCUGAAGUAAGAGAAAUUUACCAUUUCCAUUAUACUACCUGGCCGGACUUUGGAGUCCCCGAGUCCCCAGCCUCUUUCCUAAACUUCCUGUUUAAAGUGCGAGAUUCGGGCUCCUUGGGCCCCGCGUACGGACCCUGUGUUGUACACUGCAGUGCCGGGAUAGGACGCUCCGGAACGUUCUCAUUGGUUGACACGUGUCUUGUACUGAUGGAAAAACGAAAGGACCCGUCUUCUGUAGAUAUAAAGGAAGUGUUGCUGAAUAUGAGACACUAUCGGAUGGGACUAAUUCAGACCCCGGGCCAGCUCCGAUUCUCCUACAUGGCUGUCAUGGAGGGGGCGAAGUACAUAAUGGGCGAUUCAAGUCUACAGGAUGAGUGGCGAGAACUUUCCAAAGAAGAUCAAUCUCCCAAAGCAGACAGCUACCCGUCACUUCAAAGACAGGCUGGGGAGAAGUUCAAUGGGAACAGGCUUUCUACGGAAGAGCAAGGACCAACGGAGAAAAACUCUGAGCCGUGCUUGAAACCUCAGGCUGGUGUCGAUGGAGAUCCAGACAGUAAGCUCCGAAAAAGGCAGCGUGACGACCGGAAAGCAAACACAGCACAGAAGGUGCAGCAGAUGAAGCAGAAGUUGAAUGAAGUGGAACGGAAAAGAAAAAGGCCGAGGCUCCUCGACACCUAAACCUUCACGGCUUGUGAUUACUCUACAACAGUUACACUGCGAAACCAUUGAUAUGCAAAGCAAGAUAUGAACCCUCCAGGAACAAUUGUGAGGUUUACUAUUGAGCUGACCUCCUUUAUGUGUUUACCAGGUAAACUACUCCAGCCAGGAGGGUGAAGACCAUCACCAGCACGAGACUUUGCGGAACAAGCUCGCAUCAUUUGGUGUUCAGUGUUUUUUAAUGCAUGUAAUGUAGAAAUAUUAUGUAAGAUACAUUAGAGUACUUUCUAUCAUUCUGCCAUUCACAUUGUAUUUUUAUACUUUUGGGCAGCAUUAAAUAUUUUUUUAAAGUGUUAAA
Messenger RNA from Spea bombifrons (plains spadefoot toad), 1690 nucleotides. It is a transcript of the gene PTPN2, whose product is annotated as protein tyrosine phosphatase non-receptor type 2. Bases 187 to 1353 code for a protein of 388 amino acids. The transcript is spliced from 10 exons. Gene Ontology annotation, biological process: protein dephosphorylation. NCBI's taxonomy places the organism in Eukaryota, Metazoa, Chordata, Amphibia, Anura, Pelobatidae. Gene Ontology annotation, molecular function: protein tyrosine phosphatase activity. The record is from RefSeq and is a predicted model, not a curated record.